ACCAGCAGACCAAAAACAAAAAGUAGCAGAUGAGGCGGAGCGCGGUUAAACCCGACUCACUCGUACGGGUCAACCCGGAGUUUGAUUUAUAGAGUAUUAUUACACUUGUACUGGAAGUCUGGAACAAAAGCAAGCCCCAGUUUUGCGGAACGAACGAAGGCAAAACCCAGAAGAAGAAAGGAGCCGCACCAACACGAAGACAGAAUUGGUGAGUUCCAUUCGAGGUUAAGGCACAACCUCGAAUCGUAGCUGGUUGUGAAGGUAUCAGAGGCUUCAACCAGCUCAGAAGGUCACCCCCCACGUAUUUAAAUAGAGACAAACUAGCCCACAAAAGAGAUAGGUUGCUAUAGAUAGACAGAUUGACUGAUGGUCUAAAUAAACAAACCAGAACAUCAAACCACAGUCUUGCUUGUUCCAAUUAGGGAUGGGCGACAGUUAUGUCAUUCACACCCCAAGUAUUUCCAACAAACAGAGCCCCAAGAAAACAAAGAAGAAAAAGCGUGGGGGGGAGUAAGAAGAAAAUGACCACUGAGCAGACUCUGGCUUUCAAGUCUGUGAGUGAAUGGGUUUAUUUGGAUCAAGCUUCUUCACCGGCUUCCACUGCAGCUUCUUGUGUUGUGGAUGAUUUUGGGGUUCAGAAGACUCUCGGAAGAGGUGGAGAGAAGGUAGUGUUUGAAUUGCAUUCACAUUCAAAAUGCAGUGAUGGCUUUCUUUCGCCUUCCAAGUUGGUGGAAAGGGCUCAUGGAAAUGGGGUGAAAGUUCUUGCUCUGACAGAUCAUGACACAAUGUCUGGCAUCCCUGAGGCCCUAGAAGUAGCUCGGAGAUUUGGCAUGAAGAUAAUUCCUGGUGUUGAAAUCAGUACAAUUUUCCAACCAAGAGGAGAGUCUGAACCGGAGGAACCAGUGCACAUCCUUGCAUAUUACAGCAGCUGCGGGCCAACAAGUUUUGAAGAGCUUGAAAAGUUCUUGUCUAAUAUAAGGGAUGGUCGUUAUCUUCGUGCAAAGAAUAUGGUCUCCAAAUUGAACAAGCUUAAGUUUCCUCUUACGUGGGAGCAUGUUGCAAGGGUUGCAGGCAAGGGAGUUGCUCCUGGGAGAUUGCAUGUGGCCCGAGCCAUGGUUGAAGCCGGUUAUGUGGAAAAUCUGAAACAAGCUUUUGCCCGCUAUCUUUUCGAUGGUGGACCUGCAUAUGCUACGGGAAGUGAACCGCCAACAGAGGAUGCAAUAAAAAUGAUAUGUGAUACGGGAGGUGUGGCUGUGCUAGCUCAUCCAUGGGCAUUGAAAAAUACAGUUGCCAUCAUCAGAAGUUUGAAAGAAGCUGGUCUUCAUGGGAUGGAAGUUUACAGAAGUGAUGGAAAACUGACUGCAUACAGUGAUCUAGCUGAUACUUACGGUCUUCUGAAGCUAGGAGGGUCAGAUUACCAUGGCAAAGGUGGACAUGGUGAGUCUGAGCUGGGUAGUGUGAACCUUCCAGUUUUGGUUUUGCGUGACUUUCUUAAAGUAGCUCGACCAAUUUGGUGUGGUGCCAUUAGUCACAUAUUAGAGAACUAUGCUGACGAACCUUCAGAUUCAAAUCUAGCAAGGAUUACAAGGUUUGGGAAGGGAGGUUCCCCUUUAAGCUGCGGCAAGGACAUGAUUGAUCGUUGCUUGUUUUUGUGGUUGACAAAUGAAGAGAGGCAAAAUGCAGUUUUUGAGGCCAUUAAACUGAAGCUUUCUCGUAUUUCAAUUAAUCACGGAGGAAACCAGGUUGCUAUAGAGAGUAAAUAAUCAUUAUUCAUCAUAGUGAAUUUUGAGCAA
Rosa rugosa (rugosa rose) is the source of this 1793-nucleotide messenger RNA. RefSeq lists its product as uncharacterized. The coding region runs from base 438 to 1763 and encodes 441 amino acids. NCBI's taxonomy places the organism in Eukaryota, Viridiplantae, Streptophyta, Magnoliopsida, Rosales, Rosaceae. The transcript has 6 exons. The record is from RefSeq and is a predicted model, not a curated record. Gene Ontology annotation, molecular function: 5'-3' RNA exonuclease activity; 5'-3' DNA exonuclease activity.